Mucor velutinosus is the source of this 1350-nucleotide messenger RNA. RefSeq names its product ATP binding (gene STE11). The transcript is spliced from 5 exons. Gene Ontology annotation, biological process: nuclear division; mitotic cell cycle; nuclear migration by microtubule mediated pushing forces. The coding region runs from base 1 to 1350 and encodes 449 amino acids. Gene Ontology annotation, molecular function: GTP binding; structural constituent of cytoskeleton. The record is from RefSeq and is a predicted model, not a curated record. Lineage: Eukaryota; Fungi; Mucoromycota; Mucoromycetes; Mucorales; Mucoraceae. Gene Ontology annotation, cellular component: spindle; microtubule; nucleus.
AUGAGAGAGGUUAUUUCGCUUCAUGUUGGCCAAGCAGGUGUCCAGAUUGGUAACGCUUGUUGGGAGCUGUACUGUCAUGAACACGGCAUCUUGCCUGAUGGCCGUUUUCCCGAAGGAACACAUAUCAAUGAUCGUUCAUUUGAGACUUUCUUCUCAGAGACUGAAGGUGGUAAGCAUGUCCCUCGUACUGUCAUGGUGGAUUUGGAACCUUCUGUCAUUGAUGAAACUCGCACGGGUGCUUAUCGUGAACUUUUCCAUCCUGAGCAAUUGAUCAGCGGAAAAGAGGAUGCUGCAAACAAUUAUGCCCGUGGUCAUUACACUGUUGGAAAGGAGAUGGUUGACAAUGUAUUGGAUCGCAUUCGCAAGUUGGCUGAUAACUGUUCUGGUCUUCAAGGCUUUUUGGUCUUCCACUCGUUCGGUGGUGGUACUGGCUCAGGUUUCGGGGCUCUAUUGAUGGAGCGUCUAUCUGUUGAUUACGGCAAAAAGUCCAAGCUCGAAUUCUCAGUGUACCCAGCACCCCAGCUUUCUACCUCUGUUGUUGAGCCAUACAACUCUAUUUUGACCACACACACUACAUUGGAGCACUCUGAUGUCUCUUUCAUGGUAGACAAUGAAGCCAUCUACGACAUCUGUCGCCGCAAUUUGGAUAUCGAAAGACCUACUUAUUCCAACUUGAAUCGCUUGAUCGCUCAAGUGGUUUCAUCCAUCACUGCUUCUUUGCGUUUUGACGGCUCUCUCAAUGUUGAUUUGAACGAGUUCCAAACCAAUUUGGUGCCUUAUCCUAGAAUUCAUUUCCCAUUGGUAACCUACGCUCCCAUCAUCUCUGCUGCCAAGGCCUACCACGAGCAAAUGUCUGUACCUGAGAUUACCUCUGCUUGUUUUGAACCCAACAACCAAAUGGUCAAGUGUGAUCCUCGCAAUGGCAAAUAUAUGGCCUGUUGUUUGUUGUACCGUGGUGAUGUUGUGCCCAAGGAUACCAACGCCGCUAUCUCUGCUAUCAAAACCAAGAGAUCCAUUCAGUUUGUCGAUUGGUGUCCUACUGGUUUCAAGGUGGGUAUCAACAACCAACCACCCACUAAUGUCCCUGGUGGCGAUCUUGCUACUGUCCAACGUGCUGUUUGUAUGUUGUCCAACACUACCGCUAUCGCCGAAGCUUGGGCUCGUCUUGACCAUAAGUUUGAUUUGAUGUAUGCUAAGCGUGCCUUUGUUCAUUGGUAUGUGGGUGAGGGUAUGGAGGAAGGUGAAUUCUCAGAGGCCCGUGAAGAUCUGGCCGCCCUCGAAAAGGAUUAUGAGGAGGUUGGCCUUGAUUCUUUGGGUGAUUCUGAGAUGGAAGAGAAUGAAGAAUAUUAG